CCUUUUGUGAUUUCGUCAAAAAGUGCCACCGAAAUCUCUCACUGAGACAGCUUGAUUGAGGUCAUUUGUCACCGAACAUAAUUAUAAUUGGGCAUAUCAUAUUAAAGCAUCCUGCUCCCUAAGCAAUUAUUUGUGCUAUAAAAAGAACUUAUGCUACAAAGUCAGCUCAGUUUGUUGCGAAAAUGUAUUGGAUCAUCGGAAUACUAGCUGUAGUCGCCCUGCUUGGAGACUGUGCUGUGAUUUCAGAAAACCAACACCGCCUACAGCGAGGCUACAACAACAAUAACAAAAAUGGCGGAUACGGCGGCUACGGCGAGGGGUCACACGGGCAGAGUGGCUACGGGCAGGGCAACUAUGGGCAGGGCAGCUACGGGCAAGGUGGCUACCGGAACAGUGACGAGCGAGACAGCCACAGCAGGGAUGGCUGCUCAGACGACGAGGAUGGUGGAAGAAGUGAUAGCAGUGAGGUAAGCUACGGCAGGCAGGGGGGCGAGCACCGGCACACUCCCAGCUCCAGGAGUCUCGUGAAGACACCCGCCGCCGCUUCUAACCAGAAACAUCGUGCUUGAGGAAUGUUGGAAGGGGCUGUAGUGUAG
Plutella xylostella (diamondback moth) is the source of this 596-nucleotide messenger RNA. RefSeq lists its product as uncharacterized. NCBI's taxonomy places the organism in Eukaryota, Metazoa, Arthropoda, Insecta, Lepidoptera, Plutellidae. The record is from RefSeq and is a predicted model, not a curated record.